Staurois parvus is the source of this 273-nucleotide messenger RNA. The record is from the annotation of a GenBank genome assembly. NCBI's taxonomy places the organism in Eukaryota, Metazoa, Chordata, Amphibia, Anura, Ranidae.
GUACACACCUGAUCUGUGUAUGUGUGUGUAUCAGGGGCGGAAUGACCACUUGGAAACUGAGGGCCCGGGGUCAGUAGGGGCCCCAUGAGAUGCCCCUGGUACCUUUUUCAUAGUUGCUUUUUUGAGUUUGGGCAAGGACACGGGCCCCAUGAUCCUCUAUUGCCCGGGGGCCCCAUGAGUUGUCAGUCCUCCCCUGGUUGCCAAUCAGUGAUGCCUGUCAAUGCCCAUCAGUGCAGCCUAUCAGUGCCCAUCACUGCAGCCUCAUUAGCGCAC